Messenger RNA from Cladocopium goreaui, 1151 nucleotides. The record is from the annotation of a GenBank genome assembly. NCBI's taxonomy places the organism in Eukaryota, Dinophyceae, Suessiales, Symbiodiniaceae.
UCACUUGUGCACUGUGCACCUCUGGCCAUGGACGAUGCGAAGAUUUCGCGUGGACGCCUGAUCCUUGUGUGUGGCGCCUCCGGUUCGGGCAAGUCCUCCCUGGCAGAAGCGCUGGGGGAAGCUAUAGGAUGCGCCAACAUCCUGCAUCAAGACAACUAUUUUUUGAAGCCUUUCCUGAGCUACAAGGAACGAGUGGACGAUUCCUUUGAAGGUCCCGCACAUGUGGACUGGCCGCGCCUGCGACGGGAUGUGCGUGAAGCCUUGGAGAAGAGCGAUAAGAGCAUCGUUGAGGGACACCUGGUGGCUGCAGAUGAGGAGUCAGCUUACGCUGCAGCCCGGUGCGACCAAUGGCUGCGCCAAUGUGACAAUGCAAGUCUCGUUGUGCUGCUUCGAUGUCCUCCGGAGCUUUGCAAGACGCGGCGCCUGCAGCGCCGUCCCCGGGAGGUGGCGGAGGCGCAAGAGCUGUCGGACUACAUCGACCGCUUUGUGUUGCCGGCGUUUCUGAAGUAUGGUCAGCCUGCCCUGGAUGCAUUGGAGGAGAGCUGCCGCGAAAGCUCCACCUCUGUCCUGACCUUCGACGCCGCGAUCACCACGGUGGCCGAGCAGUUGGAAAUCCUGCGGCUGGCGAUGGGCGACGUCACUUGAGGUGGCCGCUCUACUGAAGAACGUGCCAGCUGAGUUCGGUUGGCCUCCCUGCUGACGAUGUGCCGGCACGAUGAAGGAAGGCAGGCUGAUGGAGGGCAGCAUGGCAUGGCUGCAACAGAUCGAGGCUCAGUGGUGCCCCAAGCCAGCCUUUGUAUCGAUUAAUGCCGGCAGCUCCAUUGGACGCUGCCGGCCAUGGCGCGCAUCAACUGGAGUCGGUUAAGCUGAUGUCCGCUCAGGGAUUCAUCAAUUGGAUUUAUUCGCUGCAACCGAAGGAGCCACGUGGUGUGUAGCUUGGGCAUUUGAAGGCCACCAAAGCAGUGAUUCAAGCCUUAGAAAGGCAGAAAAUCUGAGAGAGAGAGAGAGGGUGACUCUGGACGUGAUGCACCUGCUGUAAAUCCCAAAGUGCAAGGUUGAAGUUGGAGCCUUGAAAUUUUCCUUGAAUCUGUGGGCCACCAAAUCCCAUGCUGCCAUUGGUUCAAGGUAUCCAGCAUGAUGGCAAUGUGUGC